CUGAAAAUAGCGCCAAUAACCAUCUUGGAACUACAUCACUUCAUCAUUUUGAUGAAGUUUGAACAACGUUAAUCUUUAGUCUUACAAGUUACAAGUAUUAUAUUGUGUGGGAUCUUUAGGUUAUUUUGAAACAAGUGACAGUUAACGGCUCGUCAACAGAUUUAUCAAAGUAAAGGAUUGAAAAAUAUUAAAUUUAUUUUUGUAAGUAAUUAUUUUCGCUAAAAGAACUAAAUAAAUUUCGUCAUCAUGUCAGACCCAAAAUCAAUAAUUGAUCAGCUCGAAGAACUAAAAUUAUGGCAAGAAGCCCAACAACAGAAGCUUUUGCAAGAGCAAGAAGCUCAAAGAGAGCGAUUGUUAUCACAACAACGACGAGACUACGAAGCUUUGGGUCUUUCUUUCAGCUCGGACAAUUUACAAAUUGAGCCAGAGAACUCAGAAGGUCCCAGUCGUAGAGCUUCUUUAGAUUUUCCAAUGGAAGGAGUUUCGUCAAUCAGUGAAAUAGAUGUUGAUGAUGACUCUUCAAUGUCCGAGGUUGAAGUUCUACCGGAGCCUCUUAAAAAAACAGAUGAUGACAAGAAGGAAAAAGAUUCAACCAAGUCAAAUGCAGAUCCUAAACCAAAACGUCCAUUUUUGAGAAGGGGAGCUGGACUAAUAAAGUAUAACAUGAAUUUGUCUGAUUGCAAAUUAAGCAAUUUACCAAAAUAUAAAUUUGCAAAGCCAAUUCAACCAAAGUCAGCAAGAAAAUCUUUAUUCAGAACUCCAGCCCAACCCAGCCAGAACAAAGAUCAGCUAAGACCUAAUCCUGAUGUUCAGCAAGUUUCUGAAACCAAAUGUCACACUGAUAUGCCGUCUUUAACUGAUAAACAAAUUCCUGAACAGUGUUGGGCAAAUGUUCUUAAUAAAGAACCUGUCCAAGAAAAACUUAAUGACAGUUUACUAAAUCCGGAAGAAAAGCAAGAUACAAUGGAUCUACAGAUGUUUGAAUUGUUAGAACAAAAUGCUAACAAUUCCAGUUUUUGUUCUACAAGCAGCCUUGUAACAAAAUUUUUGAGUAAUAAACCACUCAACAUUUAUGAAAAAAAGGACAGUUCUAGUGCUCCUGAUAGUAAUCCUUAUGUUCAAAAACCGCGUGUUAGAUUUGAUGACAAAGUCCAGGUUCAAGAUGAAACAUCCACCACGGAAACAGAAUUACAUUCUUAUGGUGAUUUGAGUAGCAUUACAUCCAGCUGUACUUCCACACCAAACACAAAACAUACAAGCUAUCCAGAAUCGUGCGGUGAUAUGUCAGAAGAUACCACCUUACAAAGUGAAGAUGAUUAUAAUAAAAGGAGUACAACCACAAGUGAAAUCAACAUUGAUGUAAUCCAAAAUCCUGAAACACACAAUCCUGGAAUGAUGAUAUUGCAACAAAAUAAAAUGUUGAAAGAGAGACUUCAAGAACUUGAGAAUGAAAUUGCCCUGUUUCGGAAACGAAAUGUUGAAUUAACACGUAGCAGGGAAGAAUUUGAGCUACAAAAGGAAUCUUUUGAAAUGUAUAAAAGCCAAGUAGAACAAAAUCUAAAGUUAGAUAAACUAGAAUAUGAUAAUUAUAUAACCGACGAAAGAUACAAACUGCUAGAAGAAAAAAAACUGUUUGAUAAAAUGACUUACGAUUUUAAAAGGAAUCCAAAUCGUAAAGAACGAGAAGAAAUUGCUGCACUUAAAGAAAAAAUCAUGGAUUUACAAACGGAAAUACGUUCAAAAGAUGCCAAAUCUGGAGCUUCGACAGCACGGUUGCGGACACAUGUGAAAAAACUUGAGGCUGAGAAUGACAAGCACAUGAAAAGUAUUGAAGAAUUGAAGGAAAAAAAUAAAAAAUUGUUACUAGCUAACAAUAAGUACAGGAAAUCAGCCAAUAAGAAGAUGCUGCAAGAGAUUCAGUCAAAUCUCCCCCAACUCCUAGAAGAGAAUUUGGCAAGUACUGCUUCAGAUGAAAAGGAUAGCCCUGAACAAGGAAUAGGAACUAGUAAAUCUAUAAAAAAAGGAUAUUUUACAGAAAGCAGUUCUGAUGAUGAAGCAACUGAUAUUUUGAAAAAGGAAGUUGUAAUGAUUGAUCAAGAAACAAUGACUGAUUUCGAAUAUAUAGCAACUAAAUCUCAGGAAACCGAUACCUUUGAUGUACAGGCGGCAAGUAAAUCAGAAGGGACUGAUGACUUUGUUGCACGAAAGGUACAUAAAUCUAUAGAGACUGAUUACUUUGACUAUGCAGCAUUCAAGAAAAUGCAAGCCAGUAGAGUUAAAGCCUUAGAACAAGAAAUAGCGAGCACAAGUCAUCCCAAACCUAGAUUGGUAGAAGACUCUUGUAAAUAUCCCAGUGAGUUUAUGAGAGCAGGCCCAUCUUCUACAGAUACACGAAAUCCACUAAGCAUUUCUAAUGUACCACCCAAGCUCGAUUAUUGUUAUAAGUCAGAUCUUGAGUUGAUGGAAAGGAUUGAGCGACAAAUUCCAAACAUUACUAUACACCCUGAAACAGAGUGCCAAGAAAUUAGGCUUCCUGAUGGCAGUACAGAAGUAUGGUUUGCUAACGGGACUGUGAAAAAGACUUCAGCAGAUGGGUUCACUAAAAUAAUAUUUUUUAAUGGAGAUCGUAAGGAUAUUUUACCCACGGGAACUGUAAUAUAUUUUUAUGCAAGCACUCAGGUUAAGCAUACUACCUUUGCUGAUGGCAGUGAACUUUUAGAAGAACCCAGUGGGAGAACCGAAAGACGACGUAUUGACGGUUCCGUCGAAAUUCAUUUUCCGAAUGGGAUUAUUUUAUAUACAAAACCAUCAGAUGAUAGUUACGAAGAAAAAUGGAAAUAUCCUGAUGGCAAUUUAGUGAUCAAGAAGAAAAACGGUGACAAGGAGAUGUACUUGGCUAAUGGACAGCGGGAAUUUCAUACCAUGGGCCAUCGGAGGAGGGAGUUUCCUGAUGGAACUGUGAAGAUUGUUUAUCCUGACGGGACCCGAGAAACGCGAUAUCCCGACGGCAGAGUAAGAAUUAAAGAUUUUGAUGGAAAUUUGAUAAGCGAUACUUAUACCACAUGAUAUAAGGUGGGUGAUGAUAAUAUCAUCAUCCAAGUCGUCCUUUUCAUCAUCGACCUCUUCGACGACUUCAGGAUGGGCAGCUGCUUCAAUGGCGGCUGCUUUCGGGUCCUCGCGCAUCUUCCUCAG
Molecule: messenger RNA, 3192 nt
Organism: Ctenocephalides felis (cat flea)
Lineage: Eukaryota; Metazoa; Arthropoda; Insecta; Siphonaptera; Pulicidae
Gene: Sas-4
Product: centromere protein J
Exons: 5
Coding region: 247-3066 (939 amino acids)
Biological process (GO): centriole elongation; cilium assembly
Cellular component (GO): centriole; nucleus; centrosome
Molecular function (GO): tubulin binding
Source: RefSeq, a predicted model, not a curated record